CUUUUCUUAUCUGUCUACUCUGCUGUCAAAAUAUUUGAAUUUUUAGUUUUAUUAGUUUAUUUUAUUACUAUUUAUUACAUUAUCAAAUUAAAACCAAAUAAAGUGAGUCAUGUUAAUGUGAACAAUACAUUUUUGAAGCCAAUCAACAAUUUUCCAUGGUGUUUUCUAAAAUACAAGUAAUGAUAUUAAAAUGGCAAGAUUGUUCACUUUCCAUCAGUUUUCCAAGUGUUUAACAGUAACAAAAGUUUCCAAUAAAUUUCAAAUCAGAAAAUAUAAAACAAUUUUAGGAGAUAAGGUUACCGAGCUGGGUGAAAAGACACUUACAGGUCGCCUAUUAAUGUAUUUUAAUAAUUUUAAUGGUACAACAAAUCAAGUAAAGGAACCUACAACAAAGUUUGAACAAAUAAAUUUCAAUGCUUUGAAUUUCAAACACUGUAACAUAGAAGAGAUCAAAUCAUCAAUUAAAUAUUUGGAUAUUAGCCAGAACUUUUCAAAGUUACGUUUACUGCAAACUUUAGAUAAAGAAUGUAGUAAGAGACUGAGACAUAUGAAAACAACAGACAUUUUUGAAAUCCUCCAUAUCUUUAUGAAUAAACUGCCAAAUAGAAUAAUAGAAUUAAACUUUUAUAACGUUUCACUAUUGGAGUUAUGUAAUAGAUUACAAUAUCUCAAUAAAAAUGAAAUAGUUCAAUACAUUUUCUAUAUUGGUCUUAGAAAAAAAGACAGUAGAUGUCAUGAAAUAGUGAGAGAAUGUUUGAAUCACUUGAGUAAGUCAGGAUUGGAUAAAUUAACAACAGAAGACUUAUGUGUAAUUUGCAAUUCUACAUUUAAAACUACCACCAGAAUUAAUGAAGAAUUUUUAUCUAAAAUAAUUACAUAUAUCCAUAGUAAUUUAGAGCUGUUCAAUGAUCCUGCAUUCUUUAUAACUUUUUUGAAAAGUAUUAGGCACAACAGGUACCAAAAUGAAGAAUUGUUGUCUACCAUGACCUGUACAAUAUUUUUUAAUAACACCCUAAAACAUUAUUCAUUUUCUGCACUGUGUCAUAUUUUGGCUAUAUAUUCAGACUAUUUAUACUAUGAUGAAAAUAUAUUAAAUGUUUUUGCUCAAAAAUGCAUCAGUCUUUUAAAAUGUUCCCAUUAUAAAACAAAAAAAGAACAUAUGUCGGCACAACCAAGACUUAAAGACAUUAAAAGACUACUUUGGUGCCUCAGUAAUCUGAAUUAUAAUGGACUAGAAAUUAGUGAUAUUAAAAAUGUGAUAAUUCCAAGUAUUUUACAAAGAGUUGAACAAGGUGAUGUUGAGGAUAACUUUUCUACUUUGAUUGAAAUUAGCCUUUAUUUAUGGAUGUUAAAUUAUCGAGCUUUUGAACUUCUGCCUUACUUCUUAAAUAAAAAUAUCAUAGAAAGCAUAAAUAGGUUAAAUACUCCGAUCAAGCAAAGGUUAAAUCUUCUUUUAACAUGUAUGUUUUAUGAAGAAAAAAAACUUUUGAGGGAAAUUGGUACUUAUCCAAAGACAAAUGUAGAUUACAACAUGACCACCCAAUUUGAAAAACGACCUUUAUUGCAAAAAGUUACAACCAAUCUGAAAGAUAUUUCUAGAACACAUGAAUUAAAUAGAUUUGAAGUCGACUGUCAAGUACCAGGAAUAAAUAUUAUUGGUAUAACUGGUUACAAAAAAAAUAUUUAUAAAAGUAUUUACAUAGAAGUAUUGGAUGAUUAUACAACUCUGAAGAAUACCAAAAGUUUACCAACAGGAUUAAUGCAGCUCAAAUUAAGAUUAUUGGAACAUUCAAAUGAAGCUGUCAUUUUGGUCGAUUCAGAUGAAAUAGAGUCAAUGACUGACAAUGAAAUUCAAAACGUGUUAUUAGAAGAAAUGGAGUUUGUGUGCUGAAUUUUUUUCCAGUAAUGAAAUGAUUCAAAUCUUAAAGCAGGUUAAUCAGUAAAGAUUAAUCCAAAAUUUUGAAGCUUGAUAAAAAUCGUGAUUUUAAUUAAAGUUAAUAAAAUAUUUAUAUAUAAAACUUAUUUGACACUUCAGACAGAAGGUGAUGAGAAAAAAGACUUAAGACCUCUUGCGAAAAAAUUUUUAUGUUUAAAAUUAUAUCUUGAAUAAGUGAAUACAAAAGGAAUAUAUUUGAAAGUUUUUAAAAUUAUUUAGAUUAUUUUAAUUAGUAAUUUACUAUUGUUUUGUGAUAUCAUUUAGUUAACACGAUAUUUGGUAUUUCACAAUUGAUGAUAUUUCCAUAGAAAUAAUUAAUUUAAAUACAUUAUAAAAAGAGUUAAACAAAAGGGUAUGUAGUCCGAUAAAUAUUUGUUUCUUAGAUAAUUUAAAAAAAAUUGUAUUUGUUACUUAGUUCUGAAAGUUUUACAAAAAAUUGUGAUUACAUUUUUAUUUAUUUUUUUUCUUAAGUUUAUAAUUAAACUAGUUAUAAUUAAUUACGCGGACUCUUCAACUGAAAUUUGCAAGAUCGCUUUCUUUUCAUAUCCGCCACUGGAUUUUUUUUUAUUGACGAUUUAUCACAAAAUUUUAUUCUUGAUGGAAAUUGGUGUACGACCUAAAACUUAAAUCUGGCCCUUAUUUUUAAAAAUAGACCCAUAACCAAAUUUUUUAUUUUAGCAAUCUGAAAAAAGAACUUUUACAUAUGAAAUUCAAUAAAUUUAUUUAAUUCCAUGUAAUACUUUUUAGUAAAAAUAUUCUAGCUCUUUAAUAGGGUAGAUGCGGGGGCAUAAGUACGCAAUUAUGACUUAAAGCUCAUUAAUGACUUAAAAAUAUUAACAAGAUAUUUGAAAUUAUAAGACGAACAUAACAAAGCAUUUACUUAUUUAUGUACCUACAAGCAUGGCUAAAAAUAUCUUGAACUUUUAUUUUAACGUUUGUUGGCAAUCAUGCACUUGCGCAUUUUUACCCCUCUUCAUAUGGGACAAAAAUACACUAUAUAAAGUACUUAUUGAAAAUAAAUUCUACCAAGGUAAAAACAUUUAUUGAAUUAGAAAACACAUGAUCAUGAAUUAAAAUUAAUUUUUAAUCCAGCAAUUUUCAUAUUGUUGGAGAUCAUUAUUAAAGUGGAUCAUAUUGGCAAAACGCCCAGACUUCGAUAGUUGGGAACGUGAAAGUUUUUAUUAAUGAAUGCACUUUCUUCAGUCUGAUUGAACCGGCACAUAUGAGGUAAUCUUUUUAAGACAUUUACUUGAUAUCCCAGUAAGUCAAUCUGAUAGAAUCAAGUCAAAGCUUGUCUGGAACUGCCUUGGAAUACUAAAUGAUCUGGCAACACACAACAAGGUAAAACUAGGGUGGGUACCAGGACACAAAGGUAUCCAAGGAAAUGAAAAGGCUGAUGAACUCGCCAGAGAGGGAUCAGAACUACCAUUCACAGGACCCUAACCUAUAUUUGGGAUAAGCAAAACCUCUACUCGACAGGCAUUGAACAGGUGGAUAACCACAGAACACCAAAUUCACUGGCAACAGAUAAGAGGGCACAUAAUCAGUAAGCUCAUGCUAAGGGGACCAAACACCUUCAUGUGAUGGGAUUACACAAUUAUCCCACUACGUGUAGACUCUGCAUGGAAGAGGAAGAAACCUCAUAUCAUGUGAUCUUCGAAUACAAAGCUCUUACUAAGUGACGUUUCAUCCUUUUCGGUCUAAAACCCCCCAGGAACACUUAUUAAAACUAACCAAAUACACAGGACUUUUCCAAAGAUAAUACCUGAAUACGGGGAAAGCAGGGGAAUACAAUAGACCCAAGAGGCCGCAGUGUUCUGGGCCAAACCUAACCCUACCUGCUUAUAACCGACAAAGAUAAAGUCAAUCUGAUAAAUUUUAGCAAUAAACAUUCUGUAAGCAGUUUGCGCCGAGUUGUGAACUUGAAUAUUGGAGGUAUCACUAUCCUGAAACUGCCACUGACUCGUCAGAAGAUUAUUCAAACAAUUUUUUCAUAAUCUUAGGUUUUUUGUUUUUGCCUUGUUUUUUUUUUUUCAGUGCUGCUUUCCUUUCUGUUUCUUUUAACUGUGCUUUUUUCUCAGCAUGAUCUUGUAGGAGUUUUUCCAUAAUUGGGUGUCGAAUUAAGAUGAGCAAAUUUAAUGCUCUGUCAUUUCCGUUUCCUAGCUAUCUUUAUUUUUGGAAAUGGAAUUAUAUCCAAUGGUGAAGUUAGCUGUUUGCGAAGAUCAUUAUCGCAAGAAGAAGCUGUUGGAGAAGAACCAUGAAUUGCACUAAUGUCAAGAUGUUACUCUUCCUCCUCAGGUCGAGAAAACUCAGCAAUAUUGACCGCAGGCUCUGUAGUUGGAGAUACCGCCUCAUUUUCCCGCUCUACCUGAUUAUCGUGUUGUUGGUCCUGUUCAUCUGGGAAUUAGAUUAAAAUGUGGUCAUCAUGAAAAGCUGGGUCUAGUUCUUGAUCGGUUACUUCCGAUUUUAGAAAAUCAACGUCUGUAAAAACUGUUUUAUUGUAGGGAUGUAUCCCUGUAACUUUAAAAGCCCCACCCGCUAAUUCCACAGUUGCAUCUUUGGCAAAGGCUGUGGCAAAUAGUCCAGCUACAUGGUAGAUUGUUAGAACUUGUUCAGGAUUUGAAGUCGGCCAGCCAUCAGCAAUCUGUUCAUAAAAUGAUUUCAAUGGCAUAAAGAACCCUUUAUCUAAGAGUUGAGUUCGGUGACUACUAUGAGGAGGCAGGUUUACCAUGUGGAUAUGGUUUUCUUUUGCAAAAAGUACAGCUUCUAGAUCAGGCCUGCAUAACUGAGAUUUUCAAAGGGCCGGUUCAAAAAAAUCGUAGGUGUACGAGGGCCAAGAACGGAUGUACAUUUGUUUGGCGAGGGGAUCAAUUUAUAAAGCAAGUAGAGGUCUUCUAUUGAGCUUCAAAAAAAAAGGUCUUCAGCUUAUCAUGAACCAGGUUCUUCUAUCGAACUCCUAAAAAAGACAAUACCUAAAUGCAAUUUUCUUACUGAAAAAUAUAUAGUUUGACGUAGGCGGGCCAAAUUGGUAAAGGGACAAAGGGCCAAGAAAACGACAAUGGCGGGUCGCAAGCGGCCUGCGGGUCAUAUGUUGUGCAGGCCUGUUCUAUACUAACGUGUGAUACAUGAUUAUCCAGGAUGAGUAAAAUCGGGUUUUCUUUUGACAGAUUAGUGUGGAGCUUCAAAUGUUGUAGAUAUUUGAUGAAUGUAGGAAUAUUCAUAUAACUACUGUCUGUGACUGCCACGUCGCAUCCAUUUGGCCCUUCUUUAAUGAGUAAGAGAUAUACUCUUUUCAUGGCGAAAAAUAAAUAUGGAGGAAUGUAAUGACCUGUACGAUUCAUGCAGCAGACAACUGUUACUGUUUGCCCUUGCUCAGCAGCUACAGCCUUAGCUAUAUCUUUCUUUCCCACAGAAGCAACGUGCUUCGGUAAUUUAUUUGGAACUGUCUAGAUUCCAGUUUCAUCAGUAUUAUAUAUCCGGUUCGCUGGAAACAUCAAUUUUAUUAUUUAAUUGAUUUCUGUUAAAUCACAUUAUUCGUGCAAUGCUUGUUCUCUGAGGUUGUCUUAAGGAAAGCUUAUUUCUUUUUAAGGACAGCCUAGUAAAAUCUCUUCCUGCUGAUUUCUUUUUUGAAGAAAAAGGAUGCUUUACUUUAUUUUUUCAGCGUAUACAAAAAUAAGGUAACGUAAGGAUUUAAGGGUUAAUCCAUAGAAUCGUUUAUCUAAUUCUUUACUGUGUUGCACCAUCUCAGUUUCUGGAAUAUCUGCAAACACUGGUCUGAACCUAUCCAAACUAUUGGCGCCUUUUCCUUUUUUUAUUCGGCUUCUUAAUGUUGCUUUAGAAAAUCCUAAGGCGGCGGCAGAUUUUCAAAUGGGUAAACCACUACUGAUUAAAUCUUGGGCCUGUUUAAAUAAGGCAUACGUCAGAGGCUUCUUCUCACUUAUAAUUUCUGAAAAACAAAAAUUAAUUAGGAACUUCAGGUAGGUAGACAAACAAGAACUCUUUAUUUAAGUUAACAAAAAUAUUAAAAGUUCAUAAAAAAGUCUUCUUUAUCUACUUCAGAUAGGUAGACAAACAAGAACUCUUUAAGUUAACAAAUAAAUUAAAAGUUCAAAAAAAAGUCUUUUGAUAUUUUUUAGAUUAGGUAAUAUUUCCUUGACAAAUGGGACAAAAGUAGGCAUACACACUUUUGCCCCAUUUGUUCUGCAUACUUUUCCCCUUUUUCAUUUACUAACAUUUAAACAAAGAUAAUCUUCAAAUACAUGUUUAUGCUUAAAAUAAUAUCGAUUGAAUAUAACGUUUUGAUCCCUUGAAAAAUUUCAGACAUACACAGUUUUAAAGUGAACCUUUUCUAAGAUAUAAAACAUCAAAGACCUUCUAAAAUUACAUUACAAAGCACAAAAAAUAUUUUACCUCAUUUUUUAAAAGCACGUGUUUCUUUGCUUAUAACGUUUCACACACGCAUCUAGUACACGACUUGCCAGUGUAAUAUUUCAGUGACACCAAUGAAAAACAUUCUGGCGGUAAAUUUGACUGCUUGUGUACUCUUGUCCCAUGCGUACUUUUGCCCCCACCUACCCUAUGCCUUUUUUUUAUGUAGAUUCAAUAAAGUUUAGAAAUUUCAAAUUUUCUUGGUGGAUCGUUAUGAUUUCAUUCCUCAUAAGCUAUUAAAUCAUUAAAAUAUUAUUUUGUUGGCCCAAAAACCUUUUGAAAAGAAAAGAGCAAUAAAUAAGAAUUAAAAUACAUAUUCUUAAACUGAAUAUAUAUUAAAAGUUUCGAUAUUUUUAAAAUAAGGAUAAUUUACUCUAGAGUCAUAUUUAGGUCAUGUACUUUACUUUAAAAAGAGUAUUAUUUUCUGAGAAAUCGCACCAAUUGUUAGCCACGUUUAAUUUUAAUAAUUAAAUUCCAGUAAAACAUGUUUAUUUAGUUUAAACUGAAUUUUAAUUUUUGUUAAAGCUAGAUUUUUUACUUUGCUAGAAUAGUAGGUAAUUGGGCAAUGAGAGUGGAUAUGAUGCCCAUAUAUCGCAGGAAGAUAAAGUUUGUGAAGUGCUUAAUCAUCUGAACGCGAUACGGAUAAUCCACCUAGGUUGUACAAUAUAUUUUUUUCUACGGCCCAUUAGAUAAAAUUACAAAAAAUAAUUUAGAGGCUAUUAAGAUAAAAACUAUUUUAAUAAUAAUUAACAAAGAUUUAAGUUUAUAAUCUUUACUGAUUUAUGAGAUAAACUUAAAAAUAAAAUUAUACGUCACCCGGGAUUUGAAUCCCGGACCUUUCAAAUGGGAAGUUAACACUUAAACUAUGACACUAACGUUUUAUUACAAUUUUAUAAAUUCAUCUUUGUAAAUAUAAACAUUAAUAGUGUAUUGGCAUUAUUUAUCGAUUAUUCACAAGAAUAUGAUUAUAGUUUAUCUGAGUAACUAAAGGCACCGACAAAUUGUUUGAGAGAAUUGUCACUAAAUUAAAAUUGAAAAUUAUAGUCGGCCGGAUAAUAAAUAGCUAUCAUUGGUGAAUUUCAUAUCUAAUAUCCGUUCAGUAGACUUAUAUCAGCUACUUAUUCGUUCUGCAGUUCAUGCACAAAGUUGAUAAUAUAUAUGUGGGCGUAGAAAAAAAUGUAUAUUUCAAAUGCCAUUCUUGUGUGUUUAUCAUAUACUAAUUUUGUGGUUUUUAAAGUAUUCUAAUUUUCUACGUAUAUAGAGGUAUUCUCUUGUCCGAAAAAAUAUGGUACAGUUGGUUUCUGUAUUUUAAAGCCAUUGCUCAUUAUGACAAUUCCAUUUUAUAUUACUUAUUGUAGAAUUAUGUUAUCCAAUCCAG
Psylliodes chrysocephalus is the source of this 7742-nucleotide messenger RNA. NCBI's taxonomy places the organism in Eukaryota, Metazoa, Arthropoda, Insecta, Coleoptera, Chrysomelidae. The record is from the annotation of a GenBank genome assembly.